Molecule: messenger RNA, 3209 nt
Organism: Betta splendens (Siamese fighting fish)
Lineage: Eukaryota; Metazoa; Chordata; Actinopteri; Anabantiformes; Osphronemidae
Product: protein FAM117A-like
Exons: 8
Coding region: 566-1858 (430 amino acids)
Source: RefSeq, a predicted model, not a curated record
CCCUCUACUUAAUUAAAUCCACACCAGCGUGGUCGUGGAAGUGUUUAGAGUGAACACUGGUCGCGGAACCACCUUGCAACUUUCUGGGCCUCCAAAACCCGGUCCAGCCUGACAAAUUACAAUGAUAGACGCGUCCGGGGUUCCUCAGAAGGCGCGGGAGUUGAAGUUAAAGUGACUUUUUGACAGCGGAGCUGCUUCCUUGUUCGACAACGGGGUGAAAUAUCUGAACCUCCUCACAAAGAAACUUUGCUUGCUAAGCUGCUAACUCGCACACAAACCCGAGAAAAAGUACAAUCACCGCCGUAAACCCGAGCACAAGCUGCCGGUAGCGGCUCGAGUGUCGAGGUCACUCGCUGCUGGUAGCGGACUUUGCCUGGAAAUGAGAGUUAUAUGAGUCCAGCCUGGGUUUUGUAGCGGUUAUCAUCAUCAUCAUCAUCAUCGUCACCGGGAGGAAGAGUUGCUUCUGGUGACUCCAGCCAGCGGCGUUUCCACACAGCGCCCGCAGGUCUCCGCCGCAGGACGACCCGGUGCUGGGUUCUGCUCAGAGUUCGUUCCUACUGGGACAAUGUCUGGCCGAACCGGACCCGGACAGACGAGGGGAGCUGCUUCGGGUCUGCAGCCCCUCAAAGCUACGGUUCCCUAUCAGCUGGCCAGCAAGCCUCGACCCAGCCGGAGAGAUGGGAAGUCAGGAAGGGCCAAACCUCACCAGCUGAGCCCUGGGAUGAGGCGCACCAUGUCUCUGGAUGCCAUCAUCGGGCCCUACCUGCAGGGACACUGGCCGAAGGAACCGGAGGCCCAGAGCAGCCCGUCGCACAAGGACAAGUCCACUCAGCUGACCAUGCUGUGGUUUCCUCCUCCACAGACCCCAGACUCGUGGUCAGACAAGUCCCAAAGCAGGAGAGGAAGCAGCAGCAGCCACAAACGUUCAGCAUCAUGGGGCAGUGCCGAGCAUCUACGCGAGAUCGCCAAACUAAAACAACAGCUGCAGCAGCGCAGAAAACCCUCAGCCUCUGGAGGACAUGACAAAGACUGCCAGCGUGGCUAUCCUCAGGAGAGCCGUGGCCUAGGAGCCACACAGACUCAGCCCAUUCCCAUCCCUCUCGCUCCCUUGUCCACACUGGUCCCUCGUCUGCGCUGCAGUGUGGAGGGUCUCAACCAGGAGCUGGAAGGCAUGUUCAUCUGCCAACCACAACAUCCUGAGCACGGGCUUCUUGAUGUUCCGGACGGCCAUCGGGCUCCGGUCCCUCCUCACAGCUGCAGCAGCGGGUCCCAGAGUGACCCCAUCACCACACCCCUCUGCUCAUCCCCCACCUCUUCCCCCUGCAACUCUCCCAUCUCCACCUCCACCUCCCCACCUAGCUCUGAAGACGUUCCCCUGGACCUGCACCUGCAAGGGUUAACGGACAGCGCUGAGACGUGUCUCCUGUCUCCGUUCUCCACCCAGAAUGAGGCCGACCUCUCCCUGCCUCUGCUAAUGUCCUCCUCCCCAGGGCCCAACAAAAGCUGCUGCUUUCAAAGAGAACCUCCAGAGGGCUGUGAAAAGGUCCGGUUCUGGGAGGAAACAAGUGCUCCACCUGAAAACAAACCAUCUCUCAUCUCUUCCUGCCCGGACCCCAACAAGAUAAACUUCACCCCUCACGGGGGCUCUGCCUUUUGCCGCGUUAGCCUCCUCAAUUCUCUGCUGCCUUCCGUGGACCUGUUGUUCCGCAGCCUCGUCCCAGCGGGCGGUUGCUCGAACCAGAGCACGAGCUCCUGCCAGACAUCGCCCUCCGGCAGCCGGGCCGCUCCUCCGGAUCCUCCUGCUGCUAGCACCGCUGCCGUUAUUGGGGACGGCCCUGGGGAGACGCUCGCGUUCUGAUCUUUUCUGUGGUAAUGAUCAUGCAUAAUCCAAAUGUUUUUUUUGUUUUGUUUUUUUUAAAUGAUCCAGGCCAGAUUUGUUGCUUUAUUUUACAUACUGUUCAUUAGAUUUAGAUGUUCAUUCAUUCAUUUAGAUUUAAGAUAAAAUUUACAACAAAAAAAAACGCUUUAUCAAAUGCCUGUUUUGCAUUUGCACCAUUUCUGAAAUAACUUGAAUCUGAUUUUGCUUUUUCAAUUUCCCGAUCGAAAGAUCAAGUUCUUGGACAAACUCUAAUGAGGGAAGGGCGUUUAAAAUGGGAAGGAUUACUGAUUACUGACCCCUCACCUGAAGCACAGAUCUAUUUUCCCCAAGAAGCCAUUGUAAACUUGUUUGUUGAACUGUUCAUUGCAGCUUAUUAUCUGCAUCACAAUGUUGGGCGUCUGGGUCUCUUGGAUAUUAUUUCUUAAGGUAUUUAUGUGUAACUCACCCUACACUGUUUUUACACAACUCUACUUUGCACCUGGUGCUGAUGUAUGAAGCAUGACAAAUCAGUUGGGUACUUUUUUUUUUUUUACUCUAUUCAAAAGACGCAAUGAAAUCCCAUUUUUGAUUAUUUCAGAUGGAAGGGCAUUUUCCAGUUGCUGAACUUGGGUAGCAUCAAUACCUAACCUUCAGCUCCUGUUUUCCUGCUUUAAAAGUUAUAUACAAAUGUUGUUUACUAGCAGAGAAAGUAACAUGUGCACGUUAAUGGAUAAACACCUGUUGCUUCUCCAUGUUCUAGAUGUGUGCUAAAGGCAUGUGAUGUGUUCAAGGUGUCUAGUUAACUGACUAACCAGUUUUAGUGGUGUAGAGUUGUCAUGUUAAUUGUUUCUCUAAAGACAUAUAUAUUUUUUGUUUUGCUGACAAGUUGAUGUUUUAUUUCUUGUAGAAACGUUUGCACAAAUCGAACUGCUACUUUUGAGUUGCAAUUCUUAUUUUUAUAUUCACUUUUAUACCUUUAGUGUAUAUGUCAUAAUAGUAAUGUGUGUUUUCUACAUCUUUUUCAGAUAACCUGCAACAUAAGCUAAAAAAAUUAUAUAUAAAUAUAUCUGUUCAUUUUAGUUAUGUUCUGUGUGUAUAAUCGAGGCGUUACAGGAGAUGAUGUAUCUGGUGGGAGUCAGUUUGAGCACAUGGAUGCAGAGUCAACAAUCGAUACACUUUUCCUUGUUUGGGUUCUUGUUGAAAUGCUGAUUAUUUGAAAGCGUGUGUUUCCUCAUUAGCCUCCGUUUGGGUGUGGAAGCUGUAGACGAGCUGUUAUCUCAGGUUCUGUGUUCUAUCCACAUGCGCGUGAUUGAUUGUGCUGUCCUUGAUUAUUAAAGUGCUCUGGUCCGAA